CUCUUACCAGGAGCCGACUAGCCGAGAGCGCUUGGAGGAGGCAGCGGUGGCGGUGGCGGCGGCGGCGGCGGCAAUAGCAACAGCGGCAGUAGCUAUGAGGGUCCGCGGCGGGGUGAUUCAUUGUAGAUGCUCCAAGUGUUUUUGUCUUCCUUCAAAACGAAGAAUAAAAAAGAGGCCCCGAGUCUUAACUUUAUUGAGUCUUCCUGAAGAUGUCCUCUUCCAUAUACUGAAAUGGCUUCCUGCGGAGGAUAUCCUAGCCAUCCGAGCUGUACAUCCGCAUCUUAAGUAUCUUGUAGAUAAUCAUGCCAGUGUUUGGGCAUGUGCAAGCUUUCGGGAGAUGUGGCCUUCUCCAGAUAAUCUAAAGCUUUUUGAAAGGGCUGCUGAAAGCGGUAAUUUUGAAGCUGCUGUGAAGCUAGGGAUUGCCUACCUCUACAAUGAAGGCUUGUCUAUUUCUGAUGAGGGUCGGGCAGAAGUGAAUGGAUUAAAGGCAUCACGUUUCUUCAGCUUAACCGAACGCCUGAAUGUUAAUGCUGCUCCAUUUAUCUGGCUAUUUAUUCGCCCUCCGUGGUCUGUGUCUGGAAGCUGCUGUAAAGCUGUAGUCUUUGAAAGCCUCAAAGCAGAAUGUCAAUUUCAAAAAGUUCAUAAAGGAUCUAUAUUAUAUUGUUUGGGUAAAGUUUUAAGCCUUUUUGAGGAUGAAGAGAAAAAAAAAGAAGCACUUGAAAUGUUCGAGGCUUCAUCAAAUCAGGGAUGUUUGAAUAGUUCUUACCUCCUUUGGGAAAGUAGUCAGAGGACUGCUAUGUCAGAUCCUGGAAGGUAUCUCCAGAGCCUCCGAAAACUCAGGGACUAUGCAACCAAGGGCUGCUGGGAAGCACAGAUAUCUUUAGCUAAAGCUUGUGGAAAUGGAAAUCAGCUUGGGUUAGAAGCAAAAUCUUCCAAUGAAGUGGUGCUACAGCUCUUUCAGGCCUCUCACCCUGUCAGUAAAGAGAGUAUCUUCACUGUGCAGAAAGGAAUGAAUGAUACAAUGAGGUACAUCUUGAUUGACUGGCUAGUGGAAGUUGCCACCAUGAAGGAUUUUACAAGUCUGUGCCUUCACAUGACAGUGGAAUGUGUGGAUCGUUACCUGAAACUGAGAGUGGUACCUCGAGCCAAGCUACAGCUUCUGGGAAUUGCUUGCAUGGUUAUCUGUACCCGUUUCAUUAGCAAAGAGAUCUUGACAAUUCGUGAAGCAGUUUGGCUAACAGAUAAUACUUAUAAAUAUGAAGAUCUAGUAAGAAUGAUGGGAGAGAUCAUUUCUGCUCUGGAAGGAAAGAUUCGAAUUCCUACUCUUGUAGAUUACAAAGAAGUGCUAAUGAAUGUAGUCCCAACAGAGAGAAGAACUCUUCACCUGUACAGCUUUAUCUGUGAACUUUCUUUGUUGUAUACGAGCCUCUCUGUGUACUCCCCAGCCCAUCUGGCUGCUGCAGCCUUAUUGCUGGCCAAGUUGAUGCACCGGCAAGCACAUCCCUGGACAAGUCAAUUGUGGGAAUGCACUGGAUUCUUCUAUGAAGACCUAAUACCCUGCGUUUUGAGCCUUCACAAAAAAUGCUUCCAUGAUGAUGCCCCAAAGGAUUAUAGACAAGUUUCCUUGACAGCUGUGAAACAACGUUUUGAGGAUAAACGUUAUGAAGGAAUAGGUCAAGAAAAGGUAAUGGGUUAUGGCCAAUUAUGUAAGUUAUUAGGAGUGAAGCAAGAGGACACAGAACCUUCUUCCUCCCUCAGUGUGGCUGAAAUUCAAACCUUCCUCAACUCACCCUCUGGGAAGAGAACCAAAAGAAGAAGGGAAAACAGCCUUCAGGAAGAUAGAGGCAGUUUUGUGACAACACCUACUGCCGAGUUAUCCAGCCAAGAGGAAACUCUCCUGGGCAACUUCCUGGACUGGAGCUUGGACUACUGCUCUGGCUAUGAGGGAGACCAGGAAAGUGAAGGGGAAAAAGAGGGAGAUGUCACAUCUCCCAGCGGGGUCCUCGAUGUAACUGUGGUGUAUCUGGAUCCAGAACAGCACUGCUGUCAGGAGUCCAGUGAUGAAGACAGUCGACUAGAGGACCAUUCUAAGCAGAAUGUGCCGCCGCCAUCAGACCACAUGCACGCUGAGAAACAGUGGCUCCUUUUUCAGGACAGGACGGAAACCAAAACAGAAGUGACCUCGGGCUACUCCUCCGUCAACAGCGCCAGCCCCACAUCCUCCUCCAUGGAGAACAACUUUGGAGCAUUUGUCAAAACUACCUCAACACUGUCCCCAGGCAGGGACCCGAACACUCACCCAUGUACAGCCACCUUAGAAUCAUGUUUACAGUCUCUUCACACCAGUCCCACUGAGAACAGCCUGCACCGGAGACAGGUGAAGAGGAAAAAUGUGGCUGAGCAUAGUGACAAGAAGAACUUGGGAUUCUGGAGUCUGUGAUUGUCUGUGCAGUGUUUGUCGCUUUCAAUGUUUACUAAAAGAAUUUCUGUAAUGCCUUCUAAGGGUUGUGGGGGGGAAGCCAUAAAUGUGUACUUUAUAAACUCCAAAGGUAACAGAUGUACAACCUGCUGGGGUCUGAGGACUGGUAACUCCAACACGUGGAAGAUGGAGAAAAAUCACUGUUGGCACCAAAUGGAACUUCCUUCCAUUUAGUCCUAUGCAAAACAAAGUGCACAGUUGAAUUCUCCAUCCAAAAGAAAAGUACCAAAUCCUUCUCUUAGGCAAUGCAAGCCCAAAGCAAUCAUGCCUUAUUGUGUUAAGUCUGUUUUCUGUUUUCUUCACCUUUUUUUUUUUCUGUGGUGUAUGCUGUCCUGGGAAAGCAGAGGCUGAACCCCCUUCUCACUGUUCAAAAGGUCCUCUUCCCAGUAGAUUUCUUUACUGAGUAAAAUCUGAUGUUCAGGCCCAAUCCAAUGCCAGUAUUCCAGGCUUCAAGUAACAUUGAAUUCAAAGGUACGUUCCUAGGAAAAGCUUUAUUGAUGUUACAGUGACUCUACCUGCAGAGUUUUGGCUGGGCCCCGGUGAACUAGAGAUCUCAUUCAGAAGGGAUUCAUGGGUCCUCAUGGAGCCUAGAAAUGUGUCCAGUGGUGGCAGAGGCUAUUUUAAAAGCUAAAAACUAUGGCAUAUUUUAGCUUUGAACUCCCCCUCACUAACCAGGUUGUCUGAAGCCUUCACUGCCAAGUGCCUUCCCCACCAACUUUUAGCUCUUUACAAAGAGUUGGUCUUUACAAUAGAAAAGUCAAAUGCCUUUUUUUUUUUUUAAUAACCUUAUUGCUGUUGCAUCUUUACUGUCUCCAGUCCAGUGUUGGUGCUAAGAACUGCUCUUUAUACAGUGGGGUUUAGGACCACUCUUAGUUUAUUACCAUUGCACUGCCCUCACUUAAAAAUUCAUCCUUUAAGAUGAAAAUUAACUCAGUUGCAAGUGGAAUGGGAUUUUUUUUUUAAUUCCAAGUCCUAUUUCCAAGUGGCAUCAUGACAAACAUAUGCUGAAAGCAUUUUUCCUCAAGAUGUGAUUUCUUCAACUAGCUUCCUGCCUGAGAAUGGCCAAAUAGAUUAAGUGGGGGAAAGAAACACCAAUGCAGUUUGGAUUUUAAUGGUUUCGUCAUUGUAAAUUGUCUGAAAUAGAAUAACACUGAAACUGUAAAGUAAUUGUUUGCUUUUAUUAAUUACUGUGGAUAAAAUGCCAGGUUUUGUUUUUUGUUUUUUAAGUGUCCCUUUAACUAUGCAACAUUGAGGAAAUAAUGUGUGAUCCAAUGGCUUCUCAUUCUAUAUUUUCCCCUGGAAUUAGUGCAACAGACAGGAUUUCUAUAGAAACAUGUCUCUUGAGGAUGUGGUUGUUUUGAAGCUUCAACUUGGAAACUCAAGAGCUAAGGGAAAUUUCAAUUGCUUUUAAAUUAAAAUGAGUACACAUAAAUUACAAGGAUGUUGUUGGAAGGAUAUUAUAGAUAUUUAAGUUUAAGGUCCAAGCUACUGGCUUCAUUGGAAAUUUCCCUAACAAUUGAGAAUCUUAGGGUGCUGUGGGAGUUUUUCCCAUCUUCUUCAUCCCCACCCCCAACCCCUGCAGCUUGCUAAAGGGGUCUCAGCUUAAUCCCAAAUUUUUAGUUUUACUAAAUUGGGUAAUGAUGAUGAAAAGGAAAUACCUUUAUAGUCCCAUUAUUCCCGAUAGAGCUUUUUUUCAUAUUGUAUUUAAAAAAAGAUAUCUCCACAUUGGUCCUGCUUUAUCGAUAUAGUUUAAUAAAAAUCAAACUUCAGCAACAGGAAAAAAUUACCUGUUUCUGAACUUAUCUACCAACAAACUUCAGGCCUAUGAAGUUGGCUGGGCUUGAGAGACUGGAAAUGGAUUCAGAAACAUCUAUCAUGAGCAAAAGAGGCAACUAUACUUUUUUCUUUCUUUCUCCCCCUUUCCCCCCCCAUAGUUCUGAGCCAGUCUUCUCUAUGGAGGAAAAGAGCAGAAAAUAGCAUUGCCCAGCUCUCCCAGAAUCCUGUAUUUCAGUAUAUUGUAGACUUAAGAAAAUACUGGACAGCAGUAACUGGACCUUCCACUCAGUUUCAUUAACAUAUGAUAGGAUCCAAAGGCUUCACUAAUAUAUUCAGUCAGCCUCUUACUAUAGGGAGUUAUAUCUGGGGAGAUAGUUAACCUGAAGUGUAUCCAAAUUAAUGUUUGAUCUACUACACCCUGGCCAAAUUAUGCUUCUGAGAAACCAUUGUGUCACUGAAUUCUUGAUAUUUUCUCCCAUUUUUAGCAAAUGGGUUGUCAGAUUCUGAGAGAUUGAGGUCUAAAAUAGUUUUUAAACCGAUUUCCAAAUGCAUCUUACUAUAUAGCCCCAAGAAGCUAGCACUGCCCUUCAAGCCAAAACAUGGGACGGCAAGGGAAGCUUGUUUGCAGAAUUAUCUCUGACCAUUCAUUGAUCCAAUGAGAAUAAAUGUGAACAAUAAAAA
Messenger RNA from Antechinus flavipes (yellow-footed antechinus), 4936 nucleotides. RefSeq names its product cyclin F (gene CCNF). The transcript is spliced from 17 exons. NCBI's taxonomy places the organism in Eukaryota, Metazoa, Chordata, Mammalia, Dasyuromorphia, Dasyuridae. Gene Ontology annotation, biological process: mitotic cell cycle phase transition; regulation of cyclin-dependent protein serine/threonine kinase activity. The record is from RefSeq and is a predicted model, not a curated record. Gene Ontology annotation, cellular component: cytoplasm; centrosome; nucleus. Gene Ontology annotation, molecular function: protein binding; cyclin-dependent protein serine/threonine kinase regulator activity. Bases 95 to 2440 code for a protein of 781 amino acids.